Helobdella robusta is the source of this 2782-nucleotide messenger RNA. RefSeq lists its product as hypothetical. Gene Ontology annotation, cellular component: cell surface; endoplasmic reticulum. Gene Ontology annotation, molecular function: protein disulfide isomerase activity. NCBI's taxonomy places the organism in Eukaryota, Metazoa, Annelida, Clitellata, Rhynchobdellida, Glossiphoniidae. The record is from RefSeq and is a predicted model, not a curated record. The transcript is spliced from 11 exons. Bases 17 to 1906 code for a protein of 629 amino acids. Gene Ontology annotation, biological process: protein folding; response to endoplasmic reticulum stress.
AUUUGAAAUUUUUGUAAUGGCGGUCGUUAUGAAGUCUGCAAACAAUUUUCACUUUAUUUUCAUUUUCAUCUGCGCUUUCAUUUCUUUUUCUCUUCAGGAUAAUGAUGACAUUAAAGUGGAGAAUAAUAUAUAUAUCUUGAACAAAGAUGUUUUUGAUAGGUUUUUGUUCUCACAUGAAACUGUACUUGUUGAAUUUUAUGCACCAUGGUGUGGACAUUGCAAGAAACUAGCCCCUGAGUUAGAAUCAGCGGCAGAUGUGCUGUCAGUAUCGAGUCCUAACAUUAAGAUUGCCAAGGUGGACGCUACUGUUGAGACUGGACUGGCUGAUAGAUUUGAGAUAAAUAGUUACCCAACGUUGUUUGUGUUCAAGAAAGGUGUCAAACUUGAGUAUGAGGGGCCCAGAGAAUCAGAAGGAAUAGUUGAGGAGAUGAAGCGCAUUGGAAGUGAAGAUUAUGAGAUUCCAAAAAACUCGAGUAUUGAACUGACGGCUGCCAACUUCACAGAUGUGACAAAUGCACAGGAACUCAUGGUCGUCAUGUUCUAUGCUCCAUGGUGUGGCCACUGCAAAAAGUUGAAACCUGAAUAUGAGAAGGCAGCAAAAGAACUGGCCAAGAGAAAGCCUCCAAUCUUGAUGGGCAUGGUGGAUGCCACAGUUGAGAAGGACUUGGCUGAAUUGUACGAGGUCCAGGGAUAUCCAACUCUCAAGUUUUUCAGGAGAGGAAAGGCUCACACUUUCAAAUCUGACGCCAGAGAUAAGUUUGGAUUGAUAAGUUACAUAGAAAAGCAUCUAGGACCAGCUUCAACAAAUGUUCCAACAUUGAAGGAGUUGAAGGCAAUCAUCAAUCCGCUACCAUCUUCACGUUCAUCGGUCGCUGACAUCUCACCAUUUAACAUCGUUGCUUUCUUCAAGGAUGACUCAUCCAAGUUAUUCAGUCUCUACUUAGAUGCUGCCAAUGAAAUGCGAGAUGACUACUCUUUCCGACACACAUUCGACCAAUCGUCAGCCAGCAAUUGGAACAUGCAGGCUGAUUCAUUGGGCAUCUUCUUCAUUGAACGGCUGCAUACAAAAUAUGAGGAGAAGAUUAAGAAGAUGAAGUUUGAUGAUGAUUCAACAGUUGAAAGCAUUAAAAACUUCAUAGCAAAUAACAAAGUGCCAUUAAUAGGAGAGUUUAACCAGAAAACGAAUGAUCUGAUGUACAAGGAGACCAGACCGUUGGUCAUAUUCUUCUACACUGUGGAUUGGUCAUUCGAGCAUAAGGAAGCCACACAGAUGUGGAGGCAAAGAUUUGCAGAAGUAGCCAAGGUGCACAGGGAUAUGACGUUUGUGGUGGCAGAUGAUGAACAAAACAGGGAGGUUUUCCAUGAUUUUGGAUUCGAUGAUUCUGGUGAAGAGAUCAACGUUGGAAUAAUAUCGAAAGACAACAGAAGGUACCCGAUGGAACCCAUGGAAGAAUACGACGAACAAGAUGUACACGAUUUCAUCAAGAAGUUCAAGAAGGGUUCCUUGAAACCACUCGUGAAAUCUCAGGCUAUCCCGACCAAACAAGCAGGCCCUGUAACUGUCGUCGUUGGCAAAACCUUUGAAAAGAUUGUGCUGGACGAUAAAAAAGAUGUUCUCAUCGAAAUGUACGCUCCCUGGUGUGGUCACUGCAAGCAGUUGGAACCAAUCUACAAAGAACUUGCAAAGAAGUUGAAACCAGUGAAGAAUUUGCUGAUUGCCAAGAUGGACGCCACGGCCAACGAUGCUCCACCAAAUUUUCCCGUCUCCGGAUUUCCGACUAUUUACUUCGCUCCCACUGAGAAUAAGGAGAAUCCUGUAAAAUACGAAGGUGAAAGGAAUGUGGAAGGUUUCAUAAAGUUCCUGAAGGAGCAGGGUGUGUCCAUUGGUGGUAGGGAGGAGUUGUGAAUGGGGUUGUUUUGUGGAUGUGCUCGCUAGGGUUGGCUGAUUUAUCAACUUGUUCCUUGUUUUAUGUCUGUCUGUUUUCAUGAUUGGAAUGAAGCAAAAUGUUUGUGUGCUGCUGUGUGUAUAUUAAUGAAGAGUUAAUUUCUUGUUUUUAUAAAAUUUUUAAAUGUUGAAUGUUUGUUAUGCUACAGCUAACGAUUAGUUUUUAUUUCAUGUUUUUUUUUUGUUUUAUUGUUAUGUUUGUAAUUUGUAUGUGCACUCUGAAAUCUUAAUCACAAUUUUAGCUGUGUCUCUCACUUUUUCAUUUUGAAUUCAAUUAUAAAAUUGUUGAUCUUUGAAAGUUUCAGUUAUAAAUUUAUCAGCAAACUAUUUAUUGCUUCAAAAGCAACAUACUUUCGUUAUUGAUAAUACCUUACUGCUUUAAACUUCUAAUUCUUUUUUUAAAUAUUUAAAUAUUUCAAUGUAAUAAUAAUAAUGACAAUCAGUACUGUCAUUGUUGUUUUUGUUAUUGCCACUGUCAUUUUGGUUGAAGAGAUGUCGCCGAAACAAGAUCUGAUUUCAUUUUUUACAUAUCGUAUACAUAUAUAGGUAUUUUUAAAAUAAGUUUACAUUGUAUAAGGCUAAAUGUCUCAUUAUCACCUUACUUAAUAUUUUUAAAUGUUUUUAUCGUUUGUUGAAUAAGAUUCCUCUAUUGGAGAAUUGGAAUUCUCAGUUUAAAAGUCUAAGAAACGAUCUUUAUUUAGUCUUUUUGAUAAUAUUAAGGUGACGUAAUCAAAUGAUUAAACAUUUCAUAACACACAUAAGGGUCUCAAACUGUAAUUUAUUUAUUUAUUUUUAAAAUAACAUUCUCCAAUAAAAAUAAUCUUCCUGAAGAAAAAA